Messenger RNA from Daldinia loculata, 1071 nucleotides. Its product is annotated as RmlC-like cupin domain-containing protein. Bases 102 to 650 code for a protein of 182 amino acids. The transcript has a single exon. NCBI's taxonomy places the organism in Eukaryota, Fungi, Ascomycota, Sordariomycetes, Xylariales, Hypoxylaceae. The record is from RefSeq and is a predicted model, not a curated record.
UGUGUUAAUAGAUAUCAACAUGUAGGUAUUUACUACAAAUCUCAUUCUACGCAUUUUCACACAUCAUCGACCAUAGGUAGUUCAUAUCAUACACUAUCACCAUGAUCCAAAAGCUAACUCCCACACCUUUAACCUCACUUCGUGUCUCUCGUCACUUUAUUCCGGCGCACGGACUUAUCCCUAACACGAGCAUCCAAAACAAACCGCUAUUACACUAUCAUGAGGCUUUUCCUCCCUCAACACUUACCGCAUCUGCCAUAGAGUCACAUCUCACAUCAGUUGGUGUUGUGGAGCCUCAGUGGCGUUUUACAAUGUAUUCCACCACUCACUUCCACUCCACCACGCACGAACUGUUGUGUAUUAGUAACGGAAAGGCGAAGCUCUGCUUCGGCGGCGAAGACAACCCCGACAAGGUGGAGAAAGAGGUCGAGAAGGGCGAUGUAUUGGUCGUGCCGGCUGGCGUCGGACAUAGGCUAUUGGAAGAUCUUACAGGUGAAUUUGAGAUGGUGGGUUCCUACCUGAAGGGCUACAGUUGGGACAUGUGUUACGGCAAGAGGGACGAAGAGGCCAAGGUACAGGGUAUUAAAAAUCUGCCAUGGUUCGAGAAAGAUCCGAUCUAUGGAGAUAAGGGUCCCGUGCUCGAAAAUUGAACGUCAAGAGAGGGCGAUAUUAUAUAUUUUCGGUGACACGGUUACUGUCUAAGUUUCCUCUUUGGGGGCCAUAGUUAUGUUGGUAUUAGCGUGGUACGAAUGGCCUCACCAUGAGUCAAAAUCACUCAAGGCUUGAGCGAUCAAACUCAUCGAUUAGACACUCCGAUACCGAAUCCUCCGACUUGAAGGUCAAACGACUAGUGAGCGAGGGACAGGGCUGUGCACACAUAUUCAUCUCCGGGAAUCGGCAGGAAGAGAAGAAACAAGAUGGUCCAAUCGCAAACUAUUGCCUCGAUAGCCGCCUACAAAUAUUGACGUGUGAGGGAAUGCAAAUGGCGACGUCAAAGAUGAGGCGUCGGCAUCUGCCUCGAUGCAAUCGUUGGCAUUGAUGACCCGUGGGAGAUCUUGUGUAGCUUCUGUU